Molecule: messenger RNA, 2723 nt
Organism: Neocloeon triangulifer
Lineage: Eukaryota; Metazoa; Arthropoda; Insecta; Ephemeroptera; Baetidae
Product: SID1 transmembrane family member 1-like
Exons: 11
Coding region: 93-2348 (751 amino acids)
Cellular component (GO): membrane
Source: RefSeq, a predicted model, not a curated record
AGUCAGCUGCUCUUUUCUCCUCGCAGACUUUGAGACCACCCAACCCUUCUUCUUUGACUAGAAAUUGGUUUUCCAGAGCCGGGUCGACCUCGAUGAAGGUCUUGUGGACGUUGACCCUUCUUCUAGGGGUCAGCGCCGCCGCUGACCUCACUGCCAUCGUCAUCAACAGCCAGUUGGGCGAAAAGUACCUGCAAGAGGUUAAUUCUACUGCGGAGAUUAUUUUCCUCUUCUCCAAUGUCAGUCAGGUAUCCUCAAAGUCUCCAGCGAGAAUCAGUGUUGAGAGCAAAGAGGCCAACUACGAAUCUCCUGUGCUUGUGGUUGUCAGACAGCAAAGGGGAGUCUUGUCCUGGCAAAUUCCGUAUGCCACUGAAAGAGGAUCAUACACUUUGGUCUCUCGAACACUUUGUCCAUCUAGUUUAUUUGAAGUGGUGACUGGAGAUGGCUCUCAAGAGAAUCUAAUAGUCAGUGUUUCAUCGUCCAGCCACAAAAAUGUAAACUUUACAGUGUCCGUGGAUAUUGAGGUGGGCUUUGAGUUUGGUCUGGAUGAUGAGAGGAACACCACAGUUUCUCCAUCGCAGCCUCGAUUCUUCAGUUUCGUUUUUCCUGACAAAGUAAAUACCAUUUUACUGGAGGCAGAGAGUUCAGACAGUAACUGCAUGACCAUCUCACUUCAAGAGCGAACAUGCCCUGUUUAUGAUUUAGAAGGAACGGUAAACUUUGAAGGCUCAUGGCAAACCAUGACCAAAAAAGGAGGAAUCACCUUAACCAGAGAUAAGUUUCCCAAUGGAUUUUUCCUGGUCCUGGUGGUGCAUGGCGAUGACUCGGCUUGUCUGACAAACACCCCUUUGGAGGCACCGUCCAGACACAAAAGUGUUUCUUUCAGUUUGAGAAAGAAAAUUUCUUAUGACGAAUACUUGGUUGCAACAUUUGGAGCGUUUGGCGUUUUUGCUGUGUUCUACGUCAUAGCUUAUGUUGUGGCUGUAUUGCACCAAAUGAGUCGUCGAAGACGAAGAGAAGCAGCUGCUAACAGUGCAGGGGAGUGUCUCCUUGAAACUCAUGCAGAGCAGGAAACGGACGUUGACCCAAAAAGCAGGGAAGAAAAGUUGAGAAGGAAAGUCAAUGCCGGGGAGUCUGUUUUUGUGAGCGAUAUGUCAAGAUCAGGUAGCGUUGAGCUUCGAAGAUCUGCUCAAAAGUAUUUGUGGAAUAUUCUCACCGUCGCUACAUUUUACGGUCUGCCUGUGGUACAAUUAGUCAUCACUUAUCAGCGAGUCCUCAACAACACCGGGAAUCAGGAUUUGUGUUUCUACAAUUUUCUCUGCUCGCACCCAGUGUCUGUUUUGUCAGACUUCAACCAUGUUUUCUCGAACUUAGGCUACGGGCUAUUGGGGCUUUUAUUUGUGAUGCUUGUUUUUCGAAGGGAGAGACGCCACCUGAAGGCUGUGGCCCUCAACCCUGCUCUCGACUCGGCCCUCGGCCUACCUCAGCAGUUUGGACUGUUUUAUGCAUUAGGAGCAGCAUUGAUUGCCGAAGGGGUGCUCAGCGCCUGCUACCAUGUCUGCCCAAACCAGACCAACUUCCAAUUCGACACGAGCUUCAUGUAUGUCAUUGCUAUGAUGUGCAUGCUGCGCAUAUACCAGAACAGACACCCUGAUAUUCACGCCAGCGCCUACACCACCUUUGCCCUCCUGGCUGUGGUCAUCCUGAUUGGAAUGUGCGGCGUCCUGACCGGCACCAUCGUCUUCUGGAGCAUUUUCACCACGGCCCACUUGACCUUGUGCCUCUUGCUGAGUGCCCAGGUGUACUUCAUGGGUUGCUGGAGCUUUGACCUGGGAAUCCCUGCCAGGGUAUGGGCGGCCUACACCCAGCCAGGCCUUACCUGCAAGGCUAGGUUCCUCCCCGUCUACCCUAAAAGGAUGGCCCUGCUCAUUUUAGGAAUUCUGGUGAAUGUGGGCCUGAGCGUGGUGGGCCUGGUGUACAGGCCAAAAAACUUUGCCAGCUUCCUGCUUGCCAUCUUUAUGGCCAACUUGAACAUCUACUGUUGGUUUUACAUCAUCAUGAAGCUGGUGCACCGAGAGCGAAUCAGCUGGCCGUCGCUUUUCCACAUUUUGGCCUCUUUUGUCCUUUGGGGUCUGUCCCUCUUCUACUUUUUCCAUCGCAACAUAUCCUGGCAGGAGACACCCGCGCUCUCCAGGACUUACAACCACCCCUGCGACCUUCUUGAUUUCUAUGACUACCACGACGUGUGGCACUUUCUCUCGGCAGCCAGCAUGUUCUUUUCAUUUAUGGUGUUGCUGACUCUAGACGAUGACCUACGAUUGGUACCCAGGACGCAGAUUAGCGUUUUCUAAAAAUGUGAUGCUUCAGCCCUAGUCGACUGCACCUUUCAAGCCUUUUUUUUAUAAAUAAAUCCUAGAAAUAGUUGCUUCACAUAUUAAUAAAUCAUGUGAAGUUUUUUACCUUUUGAUUGACCAAAAGUAAUAACUUUUAGAAGUUUAUGAUGUAUCGAUAUGUUUAAAAUAAGCCAUUUAGCAUAUAAGAUAAAGUAUGAACAAAAACCAAAUGGUAACCUAUGUGAGGCUCUGGUCAAAUAAUGGAAUUAUUUUGUCUUUUAGUAAAAAUUAAUUUGCAAUUUACUUCGAUAUCUGCAGACAAGAUGUCGUGAUUUAAGUGAAAUAAAGGAAAUGUAAAGUCUACUUAAAUUGCAAUAUAUAGUUUGCUUUAUA